Drosophila subobscura is the source of this 1102-nucleotide messenger RNA. It is a transcript of the gene AIMP2, whose product is annotated as probable aminoacyl tRNA synthase complex-interacting multifunctional protein 2. The record is from RefSeq and is a predicted model, not a curated record. Gene Ontology annotation, cellular component: aminoacyl-tRNA synthetase multienzyme complex. The transcript is spliced from 5 exons. Lineage: Eukaryota; Metazoa; Arthropoda; Insecta; Diptera; Drosophilidae. Bases 60 to 1055 code for a protein of 331 amino acids.
UUCCAUCUUUAGAAUAAGCACAUUUCAUAAAUUGUAUAUUCGAUUUUGAUAUAAGUAAAAUGUACGAAUUGAAAACUUUAUUGCCACAAUUCGACAUUAAGCUGCCCACCUGCAUGUACAACCUUAAGAACGUUAGUCUAUCGGCUGAACCUACCACUUCCACAUCAUCAGUCAGCUGCGCUUCAUUCCGGCUUUUCCAGAGCGCAUCGGAGUUCAGCAGCAGCAUAAAUUCAAGAAAAUCCAUCCCAUGUGCUCUGGAUUUGGACUUUUUAGGCCGACAAAUACAACAUAUUCUAAAGGAUGAUACGGUAUCGGUAGCAAUUCGUCAAGACAAAAUUAUCCAGCAACUGCAAGGGCUUAAGACGCAACUGGGUAAAAUUCGUGCGGGUCUGGGCAUUUGCGGCAAGACGGUGCAGCAUACAACUGCCUUUCAAAAUGGAAGAUUAAAAGAGGUCCCACUUCAAGAUAUUGUAAUCAAUGGACAUCCCAACUUCAUACCCUACGCUCUGUUAGCAUUAAAGAAUGUCUGGAGGGAUCUGUACACGGUGAAUGUAAAGACCUUCACACAUUCGACAAUGGCGGAUAUUGGACCGGCUGCUCGCGAAUUUGAGGCAGAGAUGGACAAGAUACCAGUGAACAAUGCUCUGCCCAAUAUCAAUGUUACUCUCAUUUGGAAAAACUGUGAGCACACGGAGAUGAUCAGCUCACCAACCAUGUAUUUGCCCAUUUAUGGCGAAGUGAAUGUCAUUCGGUAUUUGGGCCGCGUGGGACCCGCCGAAUAUCGUUAUGAGGGCUCCCCGCUUUGCAAUGAGAUUGAUCUCGUUCUCGACAUUUGCUAUCAGCUGUUGCGCUGCAGCACCCACAAAGCUCAAGUAGCAAUGGUAAGGCUACUGGACAAGCGUCUGAAACAGCAAUAUUUCGGUGGAUCCCAGAUGUCUGUAGCCGAUAUCGGCGUUCAUAGCUCGUUAAUACGUAUACCUACCAUUACCGACAAGGACCUGACGCCGGCGCUUCUGGCGUGGAGAAAACGGGCUAAACUAGUUACACAAAUAUAAAUUGCCAAAUCAACAGAGCGAAUAAAUAAACAGCCUUGCUUCUUGUA